Rattus rattus (black rat) is the source of this 10656-nucleotide messenger RNA. RefSeq names its product tetratricopeptide repeat, ankyrin repeat and coiled-coil containing 2 (gene Tanc2). Gene Ontology annotation, molecular function: protein binding. Gene Ontology annotation, biological process: regulation of dendritic spine morphogenesis. Gene Ontology annotation, cellular component: dendritic spine. The transcript is spliced from 25 exons. The record is from RefSeq and is a predicted model, not a curated record. The coding region runs from base 2202 to 7943 and encodes 1913 amino acids. NCBI's taxonomy places the organism in Eukaryota, Metazoa, Chordata, Mammalia, Rodentia, Muridae.
UUUAUUAUUUUUCUUGACUAGGAAUUUUUAGAUAAAAUACUUAUUUGUCAAGUCUUGGCAUUGCAUUGCUUUAUUUUAUUCUGUUACUACAAUAACUUCAGAAAAAAAGUGGAAGUCUGUUAUCACCCAUACUUUACUGAUGAUGAAUCAAGGGUGGGAGUGGUUGACUUACCCAGGGUGAUGUCUGAUAAGUAACCAAAUUCAUAUUACAUUCCAGUCAGCAGACCAGUCCAGUGCAUGUGGUUUGUACUGCAUUGCAGUCCUUUUGGUCAUAUUUAAUGUGAGGACCAUAAUUUCUAGAAAUUAAUAUAUUAAGAAUCUUUGACAGCAAUAUAUAAUCUAUACUAGAAUUUUUAUCAUGGUGCUGUCUAUAAAAAACAAUAAUUAACAAUUUCCAUAAUUAUUUUGCUCUACAUUGUAUCUGAAACUUUAAUUAAAUGAGUGAUGAUGGAAAAGAAAUAGACAUUGUUAUGAAAAAAGAGUAAUUUAAUAUGCAAUCGUCUUACCUAUAUAGAUGAAAUUGAUUGCUGCCAAUGGGCUACGCCUCAGGAGUCUAAUGAAAGACUUUAUCCCCCACAGCCUAGUUCAGGGCCAUAUCUAGAACACUGCAGAGGAGAACGCAUCUUAGCAUCCAUAUACCGACAGCGUUCUCAAGUUCCUCUUCCAUCGCACGUUUCACUGGAGAGGACUGAGUUCUGCAUUUUUGAGAGGUGAGGAAAAACUACACAGAAAAAGUUUUUUCCAGGCUAAAUAAAGAAUUAGGCCUUCAGACUAUGGGAUAGAACAGUAACCAUAUCACAUCCAAGUGAUGUGAAAUUUUGUUGUGAAUGAAGGCAGUAAGCAUCUUUAGUGAAGUCGGCAUCUUUGAACCUUCCAGUAUGUAAAAGGAACCCAGUAGCAUACCUGUCUCUGAAACUGUGUCAUUGCUAUUUCACCAGCCAGGCUGUCGAUGACGCUGCAGUUGUGGCGUAGCUGGUGUAUACCACCUAAAGGAGAAAGUUUAAUCUGAAUAUAUCUGAGUAUUUAAAAACAACUUUUCUGCUGUCUUAGAUACUGGAUAAUUCUUAUAUUGUAGCUAUAUAUCAGUAUCUAAUUUUAAAAUCCAUCUCAUAUAUUAUGAAGAUACUGGAGAUUUAUAUAUUAGCUUGCCAAAGUACUAUAUUGAUCUUUUAAAUUACCUAAUUAGAGUUUUUCUUUUGGCAAUGUCUUCAGAGUUGCUGUAUUUCGAAUAUGCAUUUACAUAGCUCAGAGUCAGAAAUUCAAGAGUAAAACCUAAAGAGGAAUCAGAGGAGCUUGUAGCUUUAAAACACGAGAUGCGCACAGCUUUUUAAUAUAAAUUGUUCCCAGAAUCCAUGUCACAGCUCCUUCUAUGGUGCUGCUUUUUUUUUCCUCUUUCUCUUGGUUGCUAUGACAACAGCAGCACUGCGCCAUUCAUCAGCUCUGGACCUAGACUGCACUGUUAGCCUUCCGUGUUACUCCUGAAUGUUAAGAACAUCCGUGAAUCAUUCACUCCGGUUAAUGCUGCGCCAUUAGAAACCUCAGAACCAGUUCUUCAGCAAUUUUCUCUAGCAGAAGAGUAAACCAAACUGCGCCACAGAGAAAACCGUAUAAAAAUAUUUCUCUCAAAUGGGAUUGUACAAUCUGUAUUUGCUGCAGUAUUCUGAGAAAAUAACUUCAUGUCAAGCAACCUAAUGAAAAGAGCUCAUCGGUAUAAUAUUUUGAAAUCAUUAGAUUUCAGAACAAGUACAGCAGUGCCUGCUUGUGUGGAUACAGAAAGAAGCAGGUGAUGUUGUUAGGGGCUCUACGCCCCUUUGGGAUUAUCUUCUGUGCAUUGGGACCAUAACCACCAUCUGCUAGAAGUGUCACCUGUAAGGCAUAGUAAGUUCUUGGCAGCGAGAAGAGCUGGCUGGAGAAGAUUACAGUGUGGAUCAUUACUAAUGUGUCAGCACCAACGACACGGCCAGUGAAUAAGCCUGGAAAUGGGAAGCAAACGGCAGAGUAUUGACAGAUGAGGAAGGAAGAGGAAAGGCUCCCCUCUGAGGAAGGCAAAGUUUGUUGAGAGCCCACGAAUUCCAGAGUCCGAGCUUGGCUCCCCAACCCUCACUUCAGCUCAGAAACUGGACGUGGAUGCAUACUGCCCUGGUGAUGUUGAACAGGAACUUGGCCCACCUCCAUCUGUAGAUGAGGCAGCAAACACACUCAUGACUCGUCUGGGUUUCCUCCUUGGAGAGAAAGUCACAGAAGUACAACCAGGUGACCAAUACAGCAUGGAGGUACAGGAUGAAAAUCAGACCUCAGCAAUCACCCAGCGAAUAAGUCCCUGCUCCACCUUGACAAGCAGCACUGCCUCUCCACCAGCCAGCAGCCCCUGUUCUACGCUCCCACCAGUCAGUACAAAUGCAACUGCCAAAGACUGUAGCUAUGGGGCUGUCACUAGCCCCACCUCCACCCUAGAAAGCAGAGACAGUGGCAUCAUUGCAACAUUAACAAAUUAUUCUGAAAACAUGGAGCGAACAAAAUAUGUUGGGGAAGGUGGUAAAGAAUUGGGCUCUGGAGGAAAUCUAAAACCAUGGCAGUCUCAAAAAUCCAGCAUGGACUCCUGUCUGUACCGAGUGGAUGAAAACAUGGCUGCAUCCACAUACAGUCUGAACAAGAUCCCGGAGCGGAAUCUAGAAACAGUUUUAUCGCAGUCUGUACAGUCUAUUCCUUUGUAUCUCAUGCCUCGGCCAAAUUCUGUAGCAGCCACCAGUUCUGCCCACUUGGAGGACCUUGCUUACCUGGAUGAGCAGAGACAUACUCCUUUGAGGACGUCUCUUCGAAUGCCAAGACAGAGCAUGAGUGGUGCUCGCACACAGCAGGAUCUCAGAGUUCGAUUUGCACCCUACAGACCUCCAGACAUCUCCCUGAAGCCCCUACUCUUUGAAGUGCCCAGCAUUACCACAGAGUCAGUGUUUGUUGGCCGAGAUUGGGUAUUCCAUGAGAUCGAUGCUCAGCUUCAGAGUUCCAACGCCAGCGUGAACCAAGGAGUAGUGAUUGUGGGAAACAUUGGGUUUGGCAAAACUGCCAUCAUCUCCAGACUGGUGGCCCUCAGCUGCCAUGGUACACGGAUGAGACAGAUCGCCUCUGACAGCCCACACGCCUCCCCUAAACAUGUGGAUGCCAACAGAGAGCUACCCCUCACCCAAGCACCUUCAUCCCACUCUUCUAUUGCCAGUGGAAGCUGUCCAGGAACUCCAGAAAUGCGCAGGCGGCAGGAGGAAGCCAUGCGGAGACUUGCCUCACAGGUGGUUGCCUAUCACUAUUGCCAAGCAGACAAUGCCUACACCUGCCUGGUACCAGAAUUUGUCCACAAUGUUGCUGCCCUGCUCUGCCGCUCACCUCAGCUGACCGCUUACCGGGAGCAGCUUCUUCGGGAGCCUCACCUGCAGAGCAUGCUAAGCCUCCGGUCCUGUGUCCAAGACCCCAUGGCCUCCUUCCGAAGAGGAGUCCUAGAGCCCUUGGAGAACCUCCAUAAAGAGAGAAAAAUCCCAGAUGAAGAUUUCAUCAUUUUAAUUGAUGGAUUAAAUGAAGCAGAAUUUCACAAACCGGAUUAUGGGGAUACAAUUGUAUCAUUUCUAAGUAAAAUGAUUGGAAAUUUUCCUUCUUGGCUCAAACUAAUUGUAACAGUUAGGACCAGUUUACAGGAAAUUACCAAGUUGCUGCCUUUCCAUAGGAUAUUUUUGGAUCGACUAGAAGAGAAUGAAGCCAUAGACCAGGACCUGCAGGCUUACAUCCUGCACCGGAUUCACAGCAGCUCAGAGAUCCAGAAUAACAUCUCACUUAAUGGCAAGAUGGACAAUACUACAUUUGGCAAACUCAGUUCUCACCUCAAGACCCUCAGUCAAGGGUCAUAUCUAUACCUGAAACUCACAUUUGACCUCAUAGAGAAAGGCUACCUAGUGCUAAAGAGUUCUAGCUACAAAGUCGUUCCUGUUUCACUCUCUGAGGUUUAUUUACUCCAGUGCAAUAUGAAGUUCCCAACUCAGUCUUCCUUUGACCGGGUGAUGCCUCUCCUGAAUGUGGCAGUGGCCUCUCUCCACCCACUUACUGAUGAACAUAUCUUCCAGGCCAUCAAUGCUGGGAGCAUUGAAGGCACACUAGAAUGGGAAGACUUCCAACAAAGAAUGGAGAACCUCUCCAUGUUCCUAAUCAAGCGCAGAGACAUGACUCGGAUGUUUGUGCACCCUUCUUUUCGUGAAUGGCUUAUCUGGAGAGAAGAAGGAGAGAAAACCAAAUUUCUCUGUGACCCCAGGAGUGGCCACACAUUACUUGCCUUCUGGUUCUCCCGCCAAGAGGGAAAACUAAACCGACAGCAGACUAUUGAACUAGGACAUCACAUCCUCAAAGCACACAUCUUUAAGGGUUUGAGUAAAAAGGUUGGUGUAUCGUCCUCCAUCCUCCAAGGACUCUGGAUCUCCUAUAGCACAGAAGGUCUUUCCAUGGCAUUGGCCUCUUUACGAAAUCUCUACACUCCAAAUAUAAAGGUCAGCAGACUGCUGAUUCUGGGAGGAGCCAAUAUUAAUUAUCGGACAGAGGUUCUAAAUAAUGCUCCCAUCCUAUGUGUCCAGUCUCACCUUGGCUACACAGAAAUGGUGGCCCUGCUUUUGGAGUUUGGGGCCAAUGUGGAUGCCUCUUCUGAGAGUGGCCUGACUCCUCUGGGGUACGCUGCAGCAGCAGGGUUCCUGAGCAUCGUGGUGUUGCUGUGCAAGAAACGGGCCAAGGUAGAUCACUUGGAUAAAAAUGGACAGUGUGCUUUGGUUCAUGCUGCUCUGCGAGGUCAUCUAGAGGUUGUCAAGUUUCUGAUUCAGUGUGACUGGACAAUGGCUGGCCAGCAGCAAGGAGUGUUUAAGAAGAGCCAAGCCAUCCAGCAGGCCCUCAUUGCUGCAGCCAGCAUGGGUUACACUGAGAUUGUCUCCUACCUACUUGAUCUUCCAGAAAAAGAUGAAGAGGAAGUGGAGCGAGCACAAAUCAACAGUUUUGACAGUCUUUGGGGAGAGACAGCCCUGACAGCCGCAGCUGGAAGGGGCAAACUGGACGUGUGCCGUCUGCUUUUGGAGCAAGGGGCAGCAGUGGCCCAGCCAAACCGCAGAGGAGCGGUGCCCCUAUUCAGCACUGUUCGCCAGGGCCAUUGGCAGAUUGUUGACCUUUUACUGACCCAUGGAGCAGAUGUCAACAUGGCAGACAAGCAGGGUCGUACUCCCCUGAUGAUGGCUGCUUCUGAAGGCCAUCUAGGAACUGUGGACUUCCUUCUUGCACAAGGUGCCUCCAUUGCCCUGAUGGACAAAGAAGGGUUGACAGCCCUCAGCUGGGCUUGUCUGAAGGGCCAUCUCUCAGUAGUACGCUCUCUAGUGGAUAAUGGAGCUGCUACAGACCAUGCAGACAAGAAUGGCCGCACCCCACUGGACCUGGCAGCUUUCUAUGGUGAUGCUGAGGUGGUCCAGUUCCUGGUGGAUCAUGGGGCCAUGAUUGAGCAUGUUGACUACAGUGGAAUGCGUCCUUUGGAUCGGGCAGUGGGUUGCAGGAACACGUCUGUUGUAGUAACUCUACUGAAGAAAGGAGCCAAAAUAGGUUGUCAGACGUUACCGAGUCGCCCACGAGGUCCAGCCACAUGGGCGAUGGCCACCUCCAAACCAGACAUCAUGAUCAUCCUGUUGAGCAAGCUGAUGGAAGAGGGGGACAUGUUUUAUAAGAAAGGUAAAGUAAAGGAAGCUGCCCAGCGCUACCAGUAUGCUCUGAAGAAAUUCCCUAGAGAAGGGUUUGGUGAGGACUUGAAAACCUUCCGGGAGCUAAAAGUGUCUCUCCUCCUCAACCUCUCUCGAUGUCGCAGGAAAAUGAACGAUUUUGGAAUGGCGGAGGAAUUUGCUACUAAGGCCCUGGAGCUGAAACCGAAAUCUUAUGAAGCAUACUAUGCGAGAGCAAGGGCAAAACGCAGCAGCAGCAGACAGUUUGCAGCAGCCUUAGAGGACCUGAAAGAGGCCAUCAAGCUAUGUCCAAACAACCGUGAGAUCCAGAGGCUUCUGAUGCGAGUGGAGGAAGAAUGCAGACAGAUGCAGCAGCAGCAACAGCCGCCACCACCACCCCAGCAGCCUCCAGAGGAGCUGCCAGAGGAAGAAACAGAGCCUGAGCCCCAGCCUGAAGAUAUAUACUCUGUACAGGACAUAUUUGAGGAGGAGUACUUGGAACAAGAUGUUGAAAAUGUUUCUAUUGGCCUCCAGACAGAGGCUCGCCCCAGUCAGGGGCUCCCAGUAAUCCAGAGCCCACCCUCCUCUCCAGCCCAUCGGGACUCAGCCUACAUCUCUAGCUCACCUCUUGGCUCUCAUCAGGUUUUUGACUUCCGGUCCAAUAGUUCUGUAGGCUCUCCCACUAGACAAGGUUAUCAGUCCACCUCGCCUGCUCUUUCUCCGACUCACCAGAACUCUCAUUAUAGGCCUAGCCCACCACACACUUCCCCAGCUCACCAGGGUGCAUCGUACCGUUUCAGCCCACCUCCCGUGGGAGGGCAAAGCAAGGAAUACCCUAGCCCUCCCCCUUCCCCUCUCCGUAGAGGCCCUCAGUAUAGGGCCAGCCCUCCAGCUGAGAGCAUGAGUGUCUAUAGAUCCCAGUCUGGCUCACCUGUACGCUAUCAGCAAGAAGCAAAUGUGAGUCAGCUUCCUGGCAGACCAAAAUCUCCGCUAUCCAAAAUGGCCCAGCGGCCCUACCAGAUGCCUCAGCUUCCAGUGGCAGUUCCCCAGCAAGGGCUCAGGUUACAGCCUGCCAAGGCCCAGAUCGUAAGAAGUAACCAGCCUAGCUCAGCAGUCCAUUCAAGCACUGUAAUCCCAACAGGAGCCUAUGGCCAAGUAGCCCAUUCAAUGGCCAGUAAAUACCAAUCUUCACAGGGGGACAUGGGAGUGAGUCAGAGCCGAUUGGUUUAUCAGGGAUCAAUAGGGGGGAUUGUAGGAGACGGGAGACCUGUACAGCAUGUCCAAGCCAGUCUGAGUGCUGGUGCCAUCUGUCAACAUGGAGGAUUGACCAAAGAAGACCUUCCACAGCGACCCUCCUCUGCCUAUCGAGGUGGUAUGAGGUACAGCCAGACACCACAGAUUGGGCGUAGCCAAUCAGCAUCCUAUUAUCCAGUCUGUCACUCAAAACUAGAUCUGGAGCGUUCCUCCAGCCAGCUGGGUUCCCCUGAUGUGUCACAUUUAAUCAGAAGACCUAUCAGUGUCAACCCUAAUGAAAUCAAGCCCCACCCACCGACUCCCAGGCCGCUGCUGCACUCGCAGAGUGUGGGCCUGCGCUUUUCUCCAUCCAGCAAUAGCAUCUCAUCCACCGCCAACCUGACUCCCACCUUCCGGCCUUCUUCUUCAAUUCAGCAAAUGGAGAUCCCACUAAAACCGGCAUAUGAUAGGUCAUGUGACGAGCUAUCACCAGUGUCUCCCACUCAGGGAGGUUACCCCAGUGAGCCCACCCGAUCCAGGACCACACCAUUCAUGGGGAUCAUAGAUAAAACAGCCCGGACUCAACAGUACCCCCACCUUCACCAGCAGAAUCGGACCUGGGCAGUCUCAUCAGUGGAUACCGUUCUCAGCCCCACGUCUCCAGGCAACCUGCCUCAGCCUGAGUCCUUCAGUCCACCAUCAUCCAUCAGCAACAUUGCCUUUUAUAACAAAACCAACAAUGCACAGAAUGGACAUUUGCUGGAGGACGAUUAUUACAGCCCCCAUGGGAUGCUGGCUAAUGGGUCCCGUGGAGACCUCUUGGAAAGAGUCAGCCAGGCCUCCUCUUAUCCUGAUGUGAAGGUGGCACGGACCCUACCAGUGGCUCAGGCAUACCAGGACAACCUGUACAGGCAACUGUCUCGGGACUCUCGACAAGGGCAGACAUCGCCUAUCAAACCAAAGAGACCAUUUGUGGAGUCUAAUGUUUAAGAGACAUUUGUUGGAGUGAGACCCAUAUGUUUUCACUGCACAUUUUCAGGCUUGGUUUCCACAUCUGAGGUAGUUCUCUGGCUUAAUUUCUCAUGUAGUUUCUGUGUGGUGUUCAGAGGUGACAGCCCACAUGUUGAAAUCCUUUGCAUGCAGCUGACUGGGAAGCUGGCCUCUGGUGAGCCAGGACUUCAGUUUCUCAGUUCUGUGCCCCAGCCACAUGCUCUCUCCCUCUCUUCCAACACCAAUGAGGAGAUUUUAUGCCAUGAGCUUUAACAGGGAGAUCAGACACACUGGUCAGCUUUUUCCAGGAGACAAUCGCUUUCACUGGUGUUCUUGUUGUGUGAAUGUCCUUUUCCAUUUUUUAAAAAGUAAGAUGUUCUUGUUUGUUUUCUUCUAGAAACUUUAGGAUGUGUGUGAUGCCUCUCUGUCCUUGCAUUCUUCCUCAGUGUUCCACAUGGCCAGCCCACAGUGCAUCGCUGUGCCAUGGUCUCCUCCCCAGACGCCAGCGCCCUGCAGGUGUCAGGUCUAGAAUCUUCAUUUACUUUAUUACUGGUCCUCCCCUGGUACAAAGGGGUCUAGGGAGAGAAAGAAAAAAAAGAGAGAAAGGAAGGAAGGUAGGUAGGUUGGUUGAUUGAAUAUGCUAAAUUGAUUGAAAGAAAAGCCUACUAUAAUUAUCUGAAAUGUUACUAUGUUGGUUUUCCAAAAAGCAUUUGGGGAACAUUUAACAAACAUCCAGUCCUUUAAAUAAAUUGAUUGGCCAAGGAAAUUCCAGGAGAACUGUGGGUAUUUUUAAAGUACUCACCGAGAGGUAUUCUCUAGGCUUUAACCAACAAUUAGCCACUAAAGGCUGCUGAUUUUCCAAGGCUAGAUAGAGGAGGGAAUAAGUAUAGAGAAAAGAGGACAAAGAGGGGGAAAUUGUUCUUGUUUCUCACUGAGAGAAAGCUGUCUCAAGUCUGCAUUUUAGAUCACAAAAGCCCCACUGAACUCUGAGGUCUGGCUGGUGUAGUAACCCUGCUGACUGCAUUUUCACCUGGAGCCAGGCUGCGUUCAGCUGAUGUCCCUUGUCCCAAACCAAGAUGGCGUUGUAAAGAGUUUCUUCCAGAACCUGCUUGGGUUCUCUUGGGACUGUAAGACCUAUCCCAGGGUUUCCACCCAGCCCAAUGUGUUCCAUGCCAGCUGUUAACUAAUUCCAUUUGAAGACCUCUGGUUUCAUUAUUCACUGUUAAAGGAAUUGUCUCUUUCAUCUAGGAGUGUUUAAUGGUAGUCUUUGAAAAUCAGAAACAGCCAAAAGUGUUGCAGGUUGCUCUGAGCACUGGGUAGGGGCAGGAGAUUGUAGCAGGCCUUUUCCUCCCUUAGUCUCCAUCUGUCUUGUGGCUGGUCGCUAACCUGAUUUUUGAAAAGCUGAGACAACUAUGAGGUAAGCAACAAGAACCAAGAACCAAAGCUGUAGCACAGUCCCAUCUCUGGCUGCACCUCAGCUCUUAAAACCAAGCCACUGGGCCCAGCAAACUGACCAGGGUGUUGGUACUUCGUUCUUAGGGAGCACCUUACUCCCUAGUAAAGGGCUGCAGGAAGGACAGUUUCUUAAACAGAAUGCAGCUGUGAUCUGACUGGAGUGCGGUUCUCUGAUAGGAUCUGAAGACAUGCAGAGCAUGACACUAAGAUCACAAACCUUUCAUCACUGAUUUAGAUUCUGCCAAUAGGUGGACCCCAGGCUCCCCCAAGCCUAAAACAGAUCAGGACACAUCUCUAUAAGCAAGACUGUUUUUACUGUGAUGUAGAAGAACUGCCCCAAUCUCCUAGACUAGGAUAGGCACCAGUCAUUUCUCCCUACCGGUCCAUCCACCUGUCUGUAUCUUCGUCUCUCCCAUCUGGAAGAAGUUUAUAGCUGUGGGGUCAGCCUGUAGCUAAGAGCAGCAGCCUCUUGGCUCCCUGUGUGGCCUGGACACAGCUUUCUUGGUCUCUGCAUCACACUGUAUCUUAUUCGAAGCACCUCUGAGGAAGCUACUACAAUCCACAGAAAAGUGCCCCCACCUGUUUGGAAAGCCACCCUUACCUGCCCAGGUGGGUUAGAGUGCCGUGCGGGCCUAAAAAUAACCACAGCUGCCACUAUUACCCAGGGUCCCUCAUUCUCCCAGGAAAAGAGCAUUAGCAUCACUACCCCCACCUGAAAUAUCAGCAUCAAACCACAGUUAUUCCCUAGACAUUGUAAGGGAGUACAUGCCACCACUGGGAGCAAGUGGGGUUGAUUAAAAGAAAACACCAAUGGGAGCUUCCCGAGGCAGGAGACAAGCAUCUUCCCUGGAUGCAGACGGCCUGCCCUGCUUUGCUACAUCACUGCCACGGUUGAUCUUAGUACUGUAUCUUAAACAAACCUGCCCUCCCUCCCUUCCCAACAAGGAGCAUUUGCCAGACACACAUGGCUUCAGGAUGGAAGACAGAUCUUAAACUGGCAAAUCCUGCUCACUCAAUUCACAUCACCCUUAAGUAGAGACAGGUGACAAACCUCAGCUUGUAGGUUUCUCACCAAAACAAGUUCCUUUGCCCAAAAUUCUUGCACUAGUGGGUUUCCAUCACAUCAUGUCUAUAAAUGGGUGCACUUUACUGUUUGAAUUUGUAACUGAUAAAUACUGGAUAUUUAAGUGUGAGUAAUGUCUGCAUUAGAAAUUAGCAGAGUCACUCUUGUCUCUAGUUUGUUUUUCAAGAAAAAAAA